Molecule: messenger RNA, 831 nt
Organism: Penicillium psychrosexuale
Lineage: Eukaryota; Fungi; Ascomycota; Eurotiomycetes; Eurotiales; Aspergillaceae
Product: BTB/POZ domain-containing protein
Exons: 3
Coding region: 1-831 (276 amino acids)
Molecular function (GO): protein binding
Source: RefSeq, a predicted model, not a curated record
AUGAAGGACGAGAGUACCUGCGCCAGGAUAAUCCGACAGUUGGGAACUACAUAUCAAGGUGGAGAGAAUGAAGAUGUCAGCCCUGCCAAGGAGCUUUUGGACGCCUUGAAAAUCAUACGGGUUGAGCCAAAAUACAGUGACCUGAUUAUUGUGUGUGGAGACAACGAAUAUGCCGUGCACAAGUGCAUAGUUUGCCCACGAUCGGAUUUCUUUGCCAAGGCCUGUGACAGUGGGUUCCAGGAAACAUUCACAAACAGGGUCAUACUACAAGAAGAGCCGAUCUUGGUCAAGGGAAUGAUCGAGUAUCUCUACCACCUGGACUACGAGGCGCAGGUUCACUGCCCAGAGCCAGACGUCUCUAUGGGUCAACGCAAACCAACACCGGACUCGGAUGCCAUGGAGAUUCUUGAACAAGCCAAGAGGCCAGCGAUCAUAUCUGACACCCUAUUGUUUCACAUUUUGAUGUACUCCCUGGCAGACCGGAUGUUCAUUGAAGGACUGAAGUCCCUCUCAAAGGCCAAGGCCAAUCAAGAGCUGACCCGACAGAUAAACCUGGAGACAUUCACGCAUGCGAUUACUGAGAUCUACAACUCAACACCCGCGAGCGAUAGAGGGUUGCGAGACAUGGCAAUCAAACUGACCAUGGACAAUCUGAUACUGUUGGGAAGGAUGAGGCAGUGGUCCGAACAGGGAUUUCUACCGUUGAAACUCCCAGACGGUUUGAUGAAAACAAUUCCACAGUUUUCCUAUGACUUGGCUGUGGCGAUGAUGGACCAGAAGAUAGCCGACUGGGAAUGCCGUGGCUAUGGAAUGAACUGGGAAAAUCAUUGA